GAAACUUAUUCCGUUACUGCAGAGCAUCGCAGAAGCUACUGCUGGCAAGCAUGAUAAAGAAGGCUCGAAUCUCAACGACGCACAGUGUAUAAUCCACGUGUAAAAUCAGCAGCUUUCCACGUAGACAUGAUAAAACAACCACGGUCCCACAAUAGAGUUUCGGCGACAAAAAGUUGAAGAGGGCGCGAAAGCAAACCAGUGCAUUGCUGCUCUUUUCAGUUUCUACCGCCCCGGCCCGCAUUUCAAGCCACUGAAACGGCAAAACCCUCCCUUCCUCUCUCUCUCUGUUCAAAAAACACUCUCUUUCAGUUUUCCGUUAUAAAUCGACGGCAAUGGUGAGACCAACUCAGGAUGCGAUCGAGACGUUCAUGAGAAUCACCGGCGCGUCUGAUUCACUCGCGGUUCGAAAGUUGGAGGAAUAUGGAGGCAAUCUUGAUCAGGCUGUGAAUGCUCAUUUUAUUGAAUUGGAAGCAAACGCGAGAAAUCAAUUGUCUGCUGCUUCCCCUCAAAAUAACUUUGCUGAUACGAGAAAUCAAAUGCAAUCUGGACAGCGUGGGAUUUUACCGUUCGUAUCUGCUGCUAGAAGUUUUAGGCCUUCAUUACUUCUUGAUCCUAACUAUAGGAGAAACCUGUACAGCCAAAUUGGUGCUUCUGUUUUCCCUACUAGUAGGGGACCACAGUUUUCACCCAAUGGUGAGAUUAAUAAUGACCAUGGGCAGCUUUAUCAUUCCGGACCGGGGCAUGGAGUUGGUGGUGUGAGUGGAACUUCAUCAACACACGGCUCACAAAUUCAUGGAAGGAGCACAAGGGAUGCUGAAUCACAUCAUUAUGGUGAUGAUGUUGAGGAAGAGAUGAUCCAGUUGGCCAUUGAGGCUUCAACCCAGGAGAGGCAGCUUCACGAGGAAGACGAUGAGUUUGCUCGUGCACUAGAGUUGUCCUUGAAGACAGCGGAACAAGAAAAAGCAAUGCGUGAUCAGACGUUGGAAGAUCGAAAACUACAGGGAGUUCAUGGUUCAAGCAGAAGGGCUGAGAAAACUAAUCAUGUAAGAGAGAAAAAGUCAAAGCCUGAGAGCUCAACAUUGAAAGCGGGAGCUAAACGUGGGCAAGAGCAGCAAUUGUGGGGUUGCAUUUCUUCCAAGGAGUUUGAUGAAGCAAUGCAGCUUGAGGAGGCACUUUUUGGUGAAAUCCCUGAAGAGACUUUAUCACGACGUCCACUUCGCCAGCAAGGUGUUCCGGACAAAAGUAAAGGUCUCAAUCAACAGCUCCCUUUGCCAUCACCCUCACAUGUGGCUCAGCAAUUACUAAACCAACAGAAUGAUGAGUAUCUUGCGUCUCUGUGGGCUGAUGGAGAAAAAGAUGUUGAUGUCCUCAAGGGAGCUGAAACUUCUUGCUCAAAGGAAGGAGAAUCUCAAAAUAAGAUGCUUGAAGGAGAGGAAUUUGAGAGAUUACUAGCAGCAAAAGAAGCUUCACUUAAACAAGAACCUGCUCCAGAUGACAAGAAUGCAGUAACUCUUCUUGUCCGUAUGCCAGAUGGAAACCGCCAUGGCCGUCGCUUUCUUAAGUCUGACAAGCUUCAGUUACUUUUUGACUUCAUCGAUGUUGGUAGAGCUGUGAAGCCUGGAACUUACAGGGUGGUGAGGCCAUAUCCCAGGCGUGCGUUUUCUGUCAGUGACAUCUCUCUAAGUUUGAAUGAACUCGGUCUCACCAACAAACAGGAAGCGUUGUUUCUGGAAUUGAUUUAGUUUCGAGUCCCUUGUGAAGUACAGACCUCCAAAAUGUAAUCGUGUUUGUUCAGUGAGCCUGUAAUACAUGGUUAAGAGUGAUGAUAACACCACGGAGGUGACUGAAUGUGGGAUUAAACAUGGUAUAUGUUUUUGAUGUUUGGCUGGGUCCUGUACAUAUGUGUCAAAUGUGAGAUGAGAUCUGCAAAUAGCAACAUCUGACUGUUAAUGAUUCAA
This is a messenger RNA of Populus nigra (black poplar), 1958 nucleotides long. Its product is annotated as plant UBX domain-containing protein 9. Gene Ontology annotation, molecular function: ubiquitin binding. The coding region runs from base 333 to 1742 and encodes 469 amino acids. The record is from RefSeq and is a predicted model, not a curated record. The transcript has 11 exons. Lineage: Eukaryota; Viridiplantae; Streptophyta; Magnoliopsida; Malpighiales; Salicaceae.